Messenger RNA from Syngnathus typhle (broad-nosed pipefish), 1184 nucleotides. RefSeq names its product mitochondrial ribosomal protein L39 (gene mrpl39). The transcript has 10 exons. Gene Ontology annotation, cellular component: mitochondrion. NCBI's taxonomy places the organism in Eukaryota, Metazoa, Chordata, Actinopteri, Syngnathiformes, Syngnathidae. The record is from RefSeq and is a predicted model, not a curated record. Gene Ontology annotation, molecular function: nucleotide binding; RNA binding. The coding region runs from base 114 to 1115 and encodes 333 amino acids.
CUUCAUGAUCUCGUUUCUUGCCGGACCCAAUGUUGGUGCACAAGAACCUGGCAUGGCGUCCUUCAAUUUGAGACCGACAGAAUAGACGAAUAGUCAUCGAAAACUACUUCACGAUGCUGAUUAAGACUGUAUUCCAGCGAAUCCAACGCCGUUUCAGGUCGACUGCCGCAGCAGCAGUGCGUGACGAGGCUCUCAGCCACCGCAAUGCAGUCUUCUCUAGAGAGCAGGCCCGGCAACGAGCUCUCUACCCCCGCGUGGAGAAGAUCGAGGUGUCCAUGCAGGGGCCGGGGCUGGAUGGUACUCUGCUCAUCAUGAACAGAGGAAUGUCCACGCCGCUGAGCUGUGCCAGUCACCUGACAGAACAUCACGUGACCAACUCUGCUUUGGCCCUCGUGGAUGGCGAGCCUUGGCCUCUCCACCAGCCGCUCACUCACUCCUGCACGCUUACGUUGCUCACAUUCAAAGACAGCGACCCCACGUUGGUCAACCAGGCAUAUUGGCGUUCCUGUGCGGCCCUUCUCGGUCAGGUGCUGGAGACGGCGUUCAAGGACCAAUUGUCUGUGGAGUUGCUCUGCACACCAGAGGUGCCAGUUACUUCAGGGGCUUUUCUUUGUGACUUUGUCCUGGACCCUCAGCUGGACUCUUGGACUCCCAAUGAGGAGUCAUUGCGCUCUCUGACAAUAGGGGCUCAGCAGCUUAUCUUCCAGGACUUUCCCUGGGAGCCUCUGGAGGUGGUCCCCUCUCUGGCACUUGAAGUCUUCUCACACAGCAGGUGUCAGCAGGAAGCGGUAGAGCAGAGGGCAGCCCAGAAUCCCAAAGGGACAGUGACACUUUACAGAUGUGGGGACCAUGUCCUUUUGAGCGGGGGCCCCCUAGUGGCCCGAACAGGUCUGUGCUUCCAGUACGAGGUGACAGCGCUCCACAGCCUGGGAGCAGGGCCCUGGGGCCUCCAUCGGCGAGCACAGGGCCUCUCACUGCCUCUGCAGCUGGAGGCCCACCACACAGUCUGGAGGAAACUGAGGCAGCGGGCAGAGAAAUUGGUAGAGGUGCAGCCGCCUCCGGAAGCGACUCCGCCCCCUGUUGUUGCUCCCGCUCCACAAUUAAGCAACCAGUAACAUCUGAAUUCUACACACGCACACACACUCGCCGUGUGUUGUCUGAACAAUAAAAAUUGACAAAAGAAA